CGGAACCUAGGACCCUGCUGCUCUGAGCUCUCCCUCCUCCACCCUCCCUCCUCUCCCGCUGGUGCCCAGGAGCCUCCAGCGCUGUUCCCAGGAGAAGCAAUUUAGUUCCCAGGAUCCUCACCCCGCAUGGAGGAUGCUGUGCACAGAGACAAGCCAGCCCUGGUGCACGGUCAGGCACCCACAGGCUCUCCGCGCGCCCGCCUCACCUCACCCACCUGAAACUGACUUCCCAUGCCCUUGCCCCCGCCAGCAAGAGGGCGGCCAGGAGCGUGCCCCUUGCUGGUUUCCCUUGUUUGCUGGAAACCUGGCAGGACUUCCCCUAUAACUGGCCAUCUGCGCCCCUCGGCCAGCGAAGACCAUUCUGCAGACGGUGGGGAGUCGCCCCAGGACCCUGCCUCCGACAGGCGGGGUGCUAUGGAAUAUGACGAGAAGCUGGCCCGGUUCCGGCAGGUGCACCUCAACCCCUUCGACAAGCAGCGGGGGCCACAGCAGCAUGAGCGGGGGGCUGGCGAGGAGGCCCUGGACGCCAGAGCCGGAGAGGCCCUGCCCGAGCUGCCCCCUGGGGAACCGGAGUUCCGCUGUCCAGAGCGCGUGAUGGAUCUCGGCCUGUCCGAGGACCACUUUGCCCGGCCGGUGGGCCUGUUCCUGGCCUCUGAUGUGCAGCAGCUGCGGCAGGCCAUCCAGGAGUGCAAGGAGGCCAUCCUGGAGCUUCCCGAGCACUCGGAGAAGCAGAAGGACGCUGUGGUGCGGCUCGUCCACCUGCGGCUGAAGCUCCAGGAGCUGAAGGACCCCAAUGAGGAUGAACCCAACAUCCGAGUCCUUCUCGAGCACCGCUUCUACAAGGAGAAGAGCAAGAGCGUGAAGCAAACCUGUGACAAGUGCAACACCAUCAUCUGGGGACUCAUUCAGACCUGGUACACCUGCACAGGUGAGCGGGGCCAGGCCUGGUACACCUGCACAGGGUGUUACUACCGUUGUCACAGCAAGUGUUUGAACCUCAUCUCUAAGCCCUGCGUGCGUUCCAAAGUCAGCCACCAGGCCGAGUACGAGCUGAGCAUCUGCCCUGAGGCAGGGCUGGACAGCCAGGACUACCGCUGUGCCGAGUGCCGGGCGCCCAUCUCCCUGCGGGGUGUGCCCAGUGAGGCCCGGCAGUGCGACUACACCGGCCAGUACUACUGCAGCCACUGCCACUGGAACGACCUGGCCGUCAUCCCGGCACGCGUGGUGCACAAUUGGGACUUUGAGCCGCGCAAGGUGUCCCGUGGGAGCAUGCGCUACCUGUCGCUGAUGGUGUCAAGGCCGGUGCUGCGGCUCCGAGAGAUCAACCCUCUACUGUUCAACUACGUGGAGGAGCUGGUGGAGAUCCGGAAGCUGCGCCAGGAUAUCUUGCUCAUGAAGCCAUACUUCAUCACCUGUAGGGAGGCCAUGGCAGCACGGCUGCUCCUGCAGCUCCAGGACCGGCAGCACUUUGUGGAGAACGACGAGAUGUACUCGGUGCAGGACCUGCUGGACACGCACUCGGGCCGCCUGGGCUGCUCGCUGGCCGAGACCCACACGCUCUUCGCCAAGCACAUCAAGCUGGACUGUGAGCGGUGCCAGGCCAAGGGCUUUGUGUGCGAGCUCUGCAGAGAGGGUGACGUGCUGUUCCCUUUCGACAGCCACACGUCCGUGUGCGCCGACUGCUCCGCCGUCUUCCACAGGGACUGCUACUACGACAACUCCACCACGUGCCCUAGGUGUGCCCGCCUCACCUUGCGGAAGCAGUCACUCUUCCAGGAGCCCUGUCCGGACGUGGACGCCUAGAGCAACAGAGCCCCUGCCAGCCUGUCUGAGGCCCACCGUGCUGGUCAUUGCCAACGUCAAGGCGUUUCUUGUGCUCUGGAGACCCCAGGGUCUGGCUUCUGGACCUCUCCCCACCGCUAGGCUGGCACCGCAAGGACCAGCAUCUCCCUGGCGCUGUCGGGGGCCUGGGGUGGCUGUGCCUGGCUGUUUCCCGGGGGAGCUGCUGGGAGGCCAUGGCAGGGCUUUAAGGUAGGGGAGGGGAGGCGGCUGUAUCUCAUCUCCCUUUGGGCACAAGCCCUCCACACCCCUGGGGCAAGGCUGCUGGGCCUUGGCCACCCUGGUCAUCCCGGGGGCUUCCAGGGAGUGGCCGACAGGACUGAGGAUGCCAGCCGCACACAGCCAGCCUUGGCCUGCGUUUCACCUGGGUGGCUGGUUUGGGACCCACCCGGAGGCCCCCUCCGCCCCCACCCCAGGCCCCUGGUGUCUCUGGGGACGUUGGGUUGUCCCUGGCUGGGCUGUUCACAGCUCCUCCGAGGUCUUCCCUCGGGUCCGCCUCUGGCAGGGCCCGUCCAGGGGCGCUGGCUCUUCCUGUACAACAUGGAAGGAUGAGGGCCGUCUAGCUCUUAGCUGUGGAUGGACUGGCCACCGCUCCCUCCUGGCCCGGCCCAGCCUACCCUGGUGCUCCAAGCUGGGCUGGGGCCUGCCCAGAGAGGCUGCUCUGCUUCCAGGUGGAGUGGUGCCUGUGCCCGGGAGGUCAGGGUUAGACAAGAGGGCUGCUGAUGGCAGCUCUGGGACCAGGUUUGUCUGAGGGGCUGCAUCCUUGCCAGGUGCCUGGGAGACCAACUGGGGCCCUUUGCUUGGGGUCCUGAGAUCAGGCACCGGAAGGACACCUGGAGCACGGGGCGUGGGUGUGGGAGGUCCUGCUCCAGCUGGCCAGGACCCUUGGGUGGUGGACUGAGCCACCGCCAUCCAGUGGUGGAGCUGCAUCUGCAGGGAUGCUUUGUGCUCUGAAGACCCAGCUGCCAGGAAGCCUGUGGGAAGAGGCAUGGAUCCCAGCCUUUCCUGCUCUUCCCGGACCGUGCUUGGCUCUUGGCGCGAGUGGGUGACACACAGGUGGGGUGGGGGGCAGGAAAUGCAGCCACAGGAGUACCUGUGCCCUCUGCCUGGGAAGCCUGAGAGCGGAGAGGCCAGAGGCAAGGCCGAUGCAAGGGCUGGGUCAAGACAGCACCACCCCUCGCCCCCUGCACCCCGGGGGAGCCCUCCCUGGCGGCCGCAGGCUGCGCCCUCCAUCCUGGCCCGCCUUGGCAGGACCCCGAGGAAGGCCAGCACCGUAAGGGUGGUCAGCAGCUGUCCCGCCCCGCUGCCCUUCUUCUCGGGUUGGGGGGGGGUCAGGGCUCAGUGCCCUCUUCCUGCCCCUGGUCUGCACACUCCGCGAUCAUCACGGACCCACUGUAGGGAAGUUGGCUCUUCUUGAAUUUACUGUGUCACCACCACCACGCUACCCAAGUUACAAUCACUGUGUCCACAAGAACUAGUCCACUGGCACGUGGCCGACAAAGUUGGCUUUAUUUUUUAAACUGCCACCCUCAUCAUCUCGA
This is a messenger RNA of Phacochoerus africanus (Common warthog), 3380 nucleotides long. It is a transcript of the gene DEF8, whose product is annotated as differentially expressed in FDCP 8 homolog. Bases 232 to 1803 code for a protein of 523 amino acids. The transcript has 12 exons. Lineage: Eukaryota; Metazoa; Chordata; Mammalia; Artiodactyla; Suidae. The record is from RefSeq and is a predicted model, not a curated record.